Molecule: messenger RNA, 527 nt
Organism: Phymastichus coffea
Lineage: Eukaryota; Metazoa; Arthropoda; Insecta; Hymenoptera; Eulophidae
Exons: 5
Coding region: 53-424 (123 amino acids)
Molecular function (GO): odorant binding
Source: RefSeq, a predicted model, not a curated record
UAAACGGUAACAGUACUGAAUAGUGAAUCAUUUACAGUAAUACAUAUCUAAUAUGAAACUCUUACUUAGUCUUUGUGCAGUAAUAUGUGUCACUAGUUUUGUUUGCAAUGCAGCAGGACCAGAUGAUGUAGCGGCUUGUUCUCGUGAAACUAACGUUGAUAUGAAUUUAUUGAACGAUAUUAAAGUAACUGAAAACUAUACUCCGCCCGAAAAUGUAAGAAAUUUUGCAGCAUGUGUUUACAAGAGGGAUGGUGUCAUGAAAGAAGAUGGUUCGUUGAAUAUGGAUUUUGGUAAUGGAAAGUUAGCUGAAGUCUGUAAAAUAACUAAUGCUGGAAAGGAUUUGACUGAAAACGUUGUAAUAUUAAUGAAAUGUUUCGUAGAACACAACGAAGCAGAGUUGAAUUCCAAGAACGGAGAAGAAUGAAUUGAUUGAUUCAUUCAUUAUAUAUGAAAUCAUAAUUUUAUCUGUUUUAAUUAACGUAAAUGUGUAUGUUUGUAUUAAAUAAUUACUUUCGGACUAAUACAUG